AUGAAAAGCAUCAGAUUGGUGAUCGAUAGCCUUGAUUCCGAACGAAACUGGCAGGGGGUUCCUCAGCGGGCCACCAGUCCAUUAUUAUUUCAGCUAUUCUCCGACAUAUCAUUCGUAUGUUUUGCAUUUUUCAAUUGUGUCUGGUCAACGGCUUAUUUGGAAUCGUGGAAAAGGAAACAAGCUGAAUUAGCCUUCAGAUGGGGAACAUACGACAGCAAUUGCGAUUCCUUUCUUCAAGAUCCACGACCGCAAUUUCGGGGAGAAUCCUUCGCCCCGAAUCCGGUAUCGGGUCGGAUGGAGCCGUUCUAUCCACCCUGGAAGCAUGCAAUUGUUAGAUACGGUAUAACUUAUCCAUUGACGGUAUUCUUUGUGAUAUGUAUGUUCGCUGCAAUGCUCAUUGUCUUCCAAGUUCAAGAUGCGGCUGAUUUCUAUUUCGGGUCAAGUUUUCUUCUCUCAUGGAUCUGCUAUAUGCCCAUGAUCGUCUAUGCCUUGAUGAUUGUGAUCAGUGACAAAAUUUAUCGUCAACUAGCAUUGUUCCUCAAUGAUCUAGAGAAUUAUCGAACCGAUGAUGAAUAUGAAGACUUCUUAAUAAGUAAAAUAGUAAUAUUUCAAUUUGUCACCGCUUUUGGAUCGUUAUUCUACAUCGCUUUCUACUUGAAAGAUAUGAAGAGACUUCAAGAGACCCUAGCGACUUUGCUGAUUACUAGGCAGAUCACUCAGAAUGUCAUGGAGACGGCUGUACCCUUCCUGAUGGAAAAGGUGAAGCUCAGUCGACUCGCCUAUAAAAUGACCAAAAGCAUGAGUGACUCAACCCUUCGAAGGCAUGUCGAAGAGGUGCGGCGAAAAAAUGAGCCGUCUACAAAGGUGUGUUGUAAAGUAUUCUUCACCGGACCAGUCUUUAUUGUAGAGCUGUUUCAGAGCUCGCCUACUAGCCUUCAAGCCUACUUCACUCUUGGCUCACCGACUAGUGAGAAAGGGAUCAGAAAGAGAUUUUCGCAACGGCGAAUGGCUGGAAAGGACAACGAACUACAUCUGUAUUGUACUCAGCAUAUUAAUAAUCUCACCCCCAAGCAUACAUCUGAAGAUUUCUAUCUUCGCUCGCCACGCUUACCGUUGCCAGAAUUCAAACCAACAGACACAGAUGGUCCGGAACUUAGUCAAGCAGAACUGGAAAGUCUGAUGGCAGUCUACGAUCGUCCCCUCGAUGACUAUCUUGAAAUGUUUAUCCAGUUUGGCUACGUCCUCCUCUUCUCCCCAGCUUUUCCGCUUGCCGCUUUCUGUGCCGUGGUGAAUAACGUGGUUGAAAUUCGUGUGGACGCCUUCAAACUCUGCAACACUGUUCAACGGCCGUUUGGAAGGCAAGUGAAGGAUAUUGGAGCUUGGCAGAAGGCAAUGGAGCUGCUCGGAAUGGUUGGUGUGAUGGUGAACUGCGCUCUCAUUGGUCAGUCUGGAUUGGUGCAACGGAUAUGGCCAGAUUUGAGUUGGGGUGGACAGAUUUUGAUCGUUGUCGUACUGGAGCACAUUAUACUUGCGUCAAAGAUCUUCAUCGAUUUGGCAGUUCCAGACGUUCCGUAUUGGAUCCGAAUAGAGACAGCUAAGCAGGAACACUACCGGAGGGAAGCAUUCAAGCGAGAAUCCAGAAUGUUGUCAUCGACCCGGACAAGCUGUGAUUCUUCACCCAGCAACGAUGUGUUCGAUAUGAGGCAUCGUUCAUUGGCUGAUAAUCGUUUACAACGGCGGAGCGUCACACCGGCCUGUCGGAUAAGUGUCGUCAGAAGGGAUCGAGAUAGUCGGGACAGUAACUGUAUCGAUGAUUAUUGA
Molecule: messenger RNA, 1821 nt
Organism: Haemonchus placei
Lineage: Eukaryota; Metazoa; Nematoda; Chromadorea; Rhabditida; Trichostrongylidae
Source: the annotation of a GenBank genome assembly